UUCAACUGUAAAAACAUAAUAUGCAUGGACAAGGACUAAGGAACAAUAUCAAAUGAACAGUUAAUGACUGGCUGCAACUUGUACAGCAACCAUAAGUACUAAUAGCUCGACUAAUAGUAAUGGAUUAUAUAUAUUCAGUAAUUGACUACUGAAUAAUGUUUAUAUACAUGUAAGCCUACUAGAUACUAACCAGUACUCCAUCCACUUCGUGAUUUGAAAAACCAUGAUCCACUGAGCUGCCGGCUUUCUUGAUGUUUCAGGCUUUCAGCCUCCUGAGCGAGCUCCUGAGUGAGCCUCCAUAGCUCCUUGACAUCCCUCCCCCUUAUUCAUUAAUCAUUAAUUAAGCUAAACUACUUAUUAUUCAUAGUGUCUAUCCCUAAGGAUAGUUUCCAGGAACAGUUACACCUAACUCCGGACAACUAUCCAGGAACAAUAGGAUAACCGGGUGUUCUAUUAGAUCUAAUCAAAAUGGACUACAUUUUCAGACAGCUUAAUACACUUACCAAAACCAAAGGUACCGGUCGUCACUACUCUAUAUCACAGGAAUACUGUCAGGAACUGGGUCUGAAGAAUGUUGCUCUCCGCUCUCACCAACUGGAAGGUCUAAAGUGGUUAUCAGAGUGCCAUGAGAGGGGGCAGCAUGGCUGUAUCUUAGGGGAUGAAAUGGGACUAGGGAAAACACUUCAGUCUAUAGCUCUACUACUUUAUCUACGAGAUGCUUCCUCCUCUCCUUCUCCUCCAUUUAUUGUCAUAUGUCCUCUCUCUGUUGUUAGUGGAUGGGAGAUAGAGUUACAAAGGGCAUCACCUCAGUUAAGAGUUCUUAAUUUUUGUGGAGAUAAAGAAACAAGAGGCUCAAAACAAGAAGAAAUACUUUUGCAUUGUUACAAAGUGAUGUACUAAUUGUUGUUUUAUUAUUGUUGUUAUUACCGUAUGGGGGGUAUAUUUCACGGGGAUUUAAUUUUGCU
This is a messenger RNA of Amphimedon queenslandica, 965 nucleotides long. RefSeq names its product chromodomain-helicase-DNA-binding protein 1-like. Bases 469 to 900 code for a protein of 143 amino acids. NCBI's taxonomy places the organism in Eukaryota, Metazoa, Porifera, Demospongiae, Haplosclerida, Niphatidae. The transcript is spliced from 3 exons. The record is from RefSeq and is a predicted model, not a curated record. Gene Ontology annotation, biological process: chromatin remodeling; DNA repair. Gene Ontology annotation, molecular function: DNA helicase activity; ATP binding.